This is a messenger RNA of Blepharisma stoltei, 1510 nucleotides long. NCBI's taxonomy places the organism in Eukaryota, Ciliophora, Heterotrichea, Heterotrichida, Blepharismidae. The record is from the annotation of a GenBank genome assembly.
AUGGGUAGUACUUUUUUCGCUAUAAUUGGUAAAAAUAUGAAUAAAGUUAUUGAUGAAAACUUGAAGCAGCCGAAUAUUAAGAAGAAUUAAUUCAAAAACGUAAUCGAUUCAGCUUGAAAGGUGUUUAAAUAAUUUUAUAAUUGCAUUUUUCUAUUAAAUUCGGUCGAAAUUAAUUUAUAAAAUAAAAUUUACCUAUUAGAAAAAAAAAUUGUUCUAAUUUAAAGUUCCAAUUUACCUCAAUUUUCUUCAAUGAAAAGGGAAGGUAAGAAGAAAAAAAAUAGGCUCAAAGAUUAUAAAAUCCAAAAAGCUAUUUGAUAGGUGAAGAUUUUUUAGGCUGCUUUCUUCAAUAAUCGCCUGUGUAGCGAUAUUCCCAGCAUCUUCAGAUUACGAGAUGGGAUUUUCUGAAGAAAGAACAGCAACAAACUGCAUGAUUGUGGAGGACAGUUCAGUUUUGUACAGACAUUUAGCUAUGUGGCUUAGCUUUUCAAGUAUUUUACUAUUAAUCCCUUAUAGAUAUUAUUUCCUCAAGUGAAAGCGGCAUAUGCCCAAAACCUUUCACGAGCUCCCUUCCUACAAAAAGCUGACCUUGAUGCAGGUCUUUGAAAUGCGAAAAAAGCCUAAAUUCUCCCAAUAUAUAGGAGAUGACACAAUCCCUAUCACAAUUUUACUUCUGAUUUUGCCAUAUCCAGGAUUAGAUCUGACCUUUACAGUUUCCCAACAAAUUCUUUACCAAGACGUAAAAGUCUGCUACUUUGUGACUGAGCCUUUAUAUGCCUUAAUGUUCCUGCGGUGGAUUUAUCUAAUUUUUUCCCUAUUCAACUUUGGGAAAUACAACAACCAAGUAGCUCAAAGGUACAGAGAAAAGUUUGGCGUCCCAAUGACCCCAGCUUUUUCGCUGAAAUGUUACCUAAACCAAGACCCUCUGCUUAUGCUUUUAUUUUUUUUCCUGAUCCCAGGAAUCCUUAUAUUUGGAUCAGUGAUGAGAAUUUUUGAUAGGCCUCUUAUGAAGCCGAGCAUGGACUUUGACUAUGUUGGGAACGCUUGAUGAAAUUCAGUGAUUACCAUGAUGACGGUAGGAUUUGGGGACACUUAUCCUACCACAAUCCUAGGCAGACUUGUCAGCGCUUCCAGUGCUAUAUAUGGAGGUAUGGUGCUGUCUUUUACUUUUGUGUCUAUGGGAUCAAUCCUUCAGCUUUCCAAAAACGAAAAAAACGCAUUUAAUUAUAUUUUGGUAAGUUCUGCUGCAACCGGGGCUAUUGUUUCAGCACUUUCUUAUAAAAAAUCAGAACAAAAAAAUAUAGAAGAGAGAUAUAACGCCUGGGAAAGGGUAAAAACACAUCUGAGGUAUUUUAUGGAUUACAAAGAAAUAAUAGGUGCAGAUAAAGAUGAAGGAGAAGAAGCCAUUGACAAUUUGAAAGAAAGGGUGUUAAGCUUAGAGGACAAAGUGAGUAGCCUAAAAGGGACUACUGACGCAAUAAUUCAUAAACUUAAUCGUAUUUACACUAGGUAA